UUCAGGAGAUCCUAGAUUAUGUGGUUGGAUUUGAACCAAUCUCUGAUCCGAUGUAAAACCGUUAAAAAUGGAGGGAAGAGAGGAAAGGGAAAGGAGUAGUGAUGAUAAUGGGGUUGUUUUCAUUCUCCCCUACACCUUUGAGCGGUUGCAUUGUCCCGCCGAAUCAUAGACCGUUUGUUACUCAAGCCUGCCUUCCAACAGAAAUGGCUGAAGCUUCUCUUCCUCGGAAGGGGAAGCAGAAAGACAAGCUACUAGUUUGUGUAAGCAAGAGAGAGUUUGGUUUAUGCAUACUUCUGGGUUUCCCAGUAACCACUGCUUCUGCGCUUAUAUCUGCAGCAAUGGCCGAAGAGCAGGAAUUGGAGAGGUAUACGGAUGGCAAAGAGGGCUUCACUCUUCUAAUACCUAGUUCAUGGAUUAAGGUUGAUAAGGCAGGGGCGACAGUUCUGUUUGAAGAGGUGAACAAGAGCGCAAACAAUGUUGGAGUUGUGGUUAGCCCAGUUCGUUUAAAUACUCUUGGAGAAUUUGGGAGCCCCAAGUUUGUGGCAGACAAGCUCAUCCAAGCUGAAAAGCGCAAGGAAAGUACAAAGGAUGCUGAGGUGAUUGGUAUUGCUGAGAGAUCAGGACAUGGAGGCCUGCAAGUAUACGAAUUUGAAUACAAAGUUGAUAGCACUAGAGGAGGGAUGAAGAGAAUCUUUUCAGCUGCAUUUGUGGCUUCUAAGAAGCUCUACCUUCUUAAUAUCACAUACUCUGACCGACCAGAGAAUCCUCUUGGUUCUCACACUAGAAUGAUGUUGGAACAAGUUCUUCAUUCUUUUGAUACAGCACCAUCCAUGUAAUUAAAUGGCAUCGCUCAUUCUUCUGAUAUGACAUCAAUUCAUUCUGCUGCUUGUGCCGAA
Nelumbo nucifera (sacred lotus) is the source of this 896-nucleotide messenger RNA. RefSeq names its product Photosystem II reaction center PsbP family protein. Lineage: Eukaryota; Viridiplantae; Streptophyta; Magnoliopsida; Proteales; Nelumbonaceae. Gene Ontology annotation, cellular component: photosystem II oxygen evolving complex; extrinsic component of membrane; photosystem II. Gene Ontology annotation, molecular function: calcium ion binding. Gene Ontology annotation, biological process: photosynthesis. The record is from RefSeq and is a predicted model, not a curated record.